This is a messenger RNA of Patella vulgata (common limpet), 937 nucleotides long. Its product is annotated as protein CDV3 homolog. The transcript has 5 exons. NCBI's taxonomy places the organism in Eukaryota, Metazoa, Mollusca, Gastropoda, Patellidae. The record is from RefSeq and is a predicted model, not a curated record. Bases 105 to 839 code for a protein of 244 amino acids. Gene Ontology annotation, cellular component: cytoplasm.
AUAAUGCGCAUGUUGAUUUAAUGGUCGCAUGUGUGUUGUGGCAAUAAACUUCGCCGGUUUUCUUGUUGAAAAUAACAGUUUGAUUCAAUAUCAAUUAUCCCAAUAUGGAAGAAGAUUCUAGCAUCGACGAUUUCUUUGCCAAAAAGGACAAAAAUAAAAAGAAAUCUAAAUCAAAAAUGACUACAACUACGAGUGAAUUAUUGUCACAAAUGGAUGAAAGACACGCAAGAAAGCAGAGGCAAAAAAGAGAAAAGGAAACCGAGAAUCAAGCUGGUUUGACAGAUCGGGCAUCAAAAGACAUUAUCGGCGACAAAUUAAAGGAAACGGAAGACUGGCAGGAUUUUGAAGAAGAACAGGAAAAAGAUUAUUCUGGUUUGAGGAUACAAAGUUUACAAAUAUCACGUGAUCCAAAUGAAGAAAAAGAUGAGGAGGAACAAGAAGUGUCUCAAGAAGAAGAAAAUGACAGUUCUGCAAAAUGCACUCGUGAUUUAACGCAAGGUCCCUGGAAACAAGGCGCAGCUCCCUCAGCGCCAGCACCAGUUGUGGCUGCUCCAGAACCAGAAAAACCCAAGGAAGAUGCCCCUAAAACUGUAGGAAAAUAUGUCCCUCCUAGUAUGAGAGGUAGUGCUGGUAGUUCUAGCUCAACCCCUGCUUCUGGCCCACGUGUUAGAAUGGGUAAAAAAAAUGCUCCAAAUAUAUCAAGUGAAAUGGACUUUCCGUCUCUGGGUGGAAGCAAAGCACCGGCUGUACAAGAAACAAGUGAAAACAUUGAGAAUCCAAAUCAAAGAGGAAAAUUAAAUUUAACGUUAGGAAAUAAAUUCUCAGCGCUGCAGAACUGAUGAUGGAACAUUUAGAAAAGGUGAAAAUGAAAGAUGGCAUUAAUGUAAAAAAAAAUGGAUUAUAUUAUUUUCCUUUUUUUUUUUUGCUGUGAAUGGAA